Molecule: messenger RNA, 1590 nt
Organism: Morone saxatilis (striped sea-bass)
Lineage: Eukaryota; Metazoa; Chordata; Actinopteri; Moronidae
Gene: krt94
Product: keratin 94
Exons: 8
Coding region: 95-1333 (412 amino acids)
Molecular function (GO): structural molecule activity
Source: RefSeq, a predicted model, not a curated record
CCUCUAUCAAACUCUGCAGUCCUGCUACAGUCUACAGCUGUAUAACAGUCCUCUCUCCUCGUGUUCUUUCUUGAUCAGCAGAUACUCAUCCAUCAUGUAUUACAACCAAAGCCUCAGCGGUGGUCCCACCAUGAUUACCAGACAGAGCCGCAGCUACACAUCAAGUGCUGCUCCCAAGGCUCACAGCGUGUCAGGGCUCAGCUUCAGAGCCCCCCGCAUCGCUGCUACCAGUGUGCGCACUGUCUCCUCUGGAUAUGGAGGUGGCAUGGGAUACGGCAGCGGUGGGUUCGACCUGUCUAACGCCCUGGACCAUAGCAAUGUGCAGCUGAACGAGAAGGCCACCAUGCAGAACCAGAACCUGAACGACCGUCUGGCCUCCUACCUUGAAAAGGUCCGCUCUCUGGAGGCGGCCAACUCUAAGCUGGAGAUCCAGAUCAGAGAGUACUACGAGAAGAAGGGCCCUGCAGCAGAGAGAGACUACAGCAACUACUGGGCCAUUAUCAAUGACUUGAAGGACAAGAUCGCUGCCGCUACCAUCGGCAAUGCCAACAUCCUCCUCCAGAUUGACAACUCCAAACUGGCUGCUGAUGACUUCAAAACCAAAUUCGAGCAUGAACUCAUGAUGCGCCAGUCAGUUGAGGCUGACAUUGCCAACCUCCGCCGCCUGCUGGACCAGACCACCCUGACCAAGGCUGACCUGGAGAUGCAGAUCGAGGGUCUGCAAGAUGAGCUGGCCUACCUCAAGAAGAAUCACGCAGAGGAGCUGGAAGCCUUGCGCUCUCAGCUUACUGGCACAAUCAACGUGGAGGUGGACGCCGCACCCCAGCAAGACCUCAACAAAGUCCUGGAGGAGAUCCGCGCCCAGUACGAAACCAUCACUGACAAACAUCGUCGCGACCAGGAGUCCUGGUUUAAUGAGAAGUCGGCAGUUUUGACCAAGGAGGUGGCCAGCAGCACAGAGACCAUCCAGACGUCCAAGACAGAAAUCAAUGACCUGCGGCGCACUCUGCAGGGCCUGGAGAUUGAGCUGCAGUCUCAGCUCAGCAUGAAAGGGGCUCUGGAGAACACGGUGGCAGAGACAGAGGGUCGUUACAGCGCCAUGCUCGCCGGUUACCAGAACACAAUCAACAUGCUUGAAACAGAACUCUCCAACGUACGCAGCAGCAUCGAGCAGCAGGGCCAGGACUACAGGAUGCUGCUGGACAUCAAGACCAGGCUGGAGCAGGAGAUCGCAACCUACAGGAGCCUGCUGGAAACAGAGGAGUCCAGACCCAUUAGCACAGGGGGCUCAAAGACCACAGUCACAACCACCACUGUGCGUACCUCCAGCUAGGAGGUCCAACUGGCAGGACAAGCUGUUCUCAGACACACACAUACACACACACACAAAAUCCCACUAAUGAAAGCUGUUACACGAGAUGAGUGAACUGUACUGAAAAAAACCCCAGAGAAUGAGAAAACUGAGACUGUUGAAAGUGAAGCCCGUGUUAAAGUUUAGGUAUGAAACAACACUUAAGAAAAAAAGCCGGAAUUAUUGUGUGUGUUUGUGUGUGUGACCUGUCUGAAAAAUAAAACUGCUGGUCAAUACAA